Molecule: messenger RNA, 568 nt
Organism: Dicrocoelium dendriticum
Lineage: Eukaryota; Metazoa; Platyhelminthes; Trematoda; Plagiorchiida; Dicrocoeliidae
Source: the annotation of a GenBank genome assembly
AGGUCAAUGCCACCGGGACGUUCAACAUGAUUCGACUGGCUGCCGCAGCAAUGGCAGAGAACCAACCGGAUGAAGACAACCAACGUGGUGUCAUUGUAAACACAGGUAGCAUGUUGGCUACUGACGGAAUGGAGAAAACUGCGGCGUAUGCGGCUAGCAAAGCUGCUGUAGUAGGCAUGACACUUCCAAUCGCACGCGAUUUGGCGGAUCUGGGCAUCCGCGUGGUAACUAUAGCACCAGGCGCGUUCAACACCCCUAUGUUUGCCUCCGUACCUCCUGAGACUGAUUGGAUCCCGGUCGCACGCAAUCCCCGACGCAGCGGUAAUCCGGAGGAGUUUGCUCAUCUGGUUGAAGUUGUGAUUCAAAACCACAUGCUGAAUGGUGAAGUGAUUCGUUUGGAUGCAGCUGCACGCUAACCCAAAUGACUGAUUCUGGUACGCCCGCAGCUUUCCUCUACUGUUCAUUCAAUAAGCUCAUAAUCAGAUUUGUAACAGAACUUCCUGACACGUGGGUAAUGUUGCAUCUAAUUCGAAUACAAGGCAAUCAGCCAACCGCAACUUUCACAAAG